This is a messenger RNA of Apaloderma vittatum (bar-tailed trogon), 569 nucleotides long. Its product is annotated as polycomb group RING finger protein 2. Gene Ontology annotation, biological process: negative regulation of transcription by RNA polymerase II. Gene Ontology annotation, cellular component: PRC1 complex. The annotation marks the transcript as partial. The transcript has 8 exons. Gene Ontology annotation, molecular function: promoter-specific chromatin binding. Lineage: Eukaryota; Metazoa; Chordata; Aves; Trogoniformes; Trogonidae. The record is from RefSeq and is a predicted model, not a curated record.
UCUGCAAAACCUGCAUCGUUCGCUACCUGGAGACCAACAAGUACUGCCCCAUGUGUGAUGUCCAAGUGCACAAAACCAGACCCCUCCUCAGCAUCAGGUCGGACAAAACCCUGCAGGACAUCGUGUACAAACUGGUCCCGGGGCUUUUCAAAGAUGAGAUGAAGAGGCGACGUGACUUCUACGCAGCCUACCCCGUGGCAGAGGUUCCCAACGGCUCCAAUGAAGAUCGUGGGGAAGUCUCCGAGCAGGACAAGGGGAACCUGACAGACGAUGAGAUCGUCAGCCUGUCCAUAGAGUUUUACGAAGGGUCAAGAGAAGAGAAGGCGGCGACCGUCGAGAACGGGGACCUGGAGAAGGAGAAGAAGAACGGGGUGCGGUUCCUGCGCUGUCCCGCCGCGAUGACCGUCAUGCACUUGGCCAAGUUCCUGCGCAACAAGAUGGACGUGCCCAGCAAGUACAAGGUGGAAGUGCUCUACGAAGACGAACCCCUGAAGGAGUAUUACACCCUGAUGGACAUCACCUACAUCUACCCCUGGAGGAGGAACGGCCCGUUGCCGCUGAAAUACCGC